This is a messenger RNA of Aplosporella prunicola CBS 121167, 1701 nucleotides long. RefSeq lists its product as uncharacterized. Bases 1 to 1701 code for a protein of 566 amino acids. The record is from RefSeq and is a predicted model, not a curated record. The transcript has a single exon. Lineage: Eukaryota; Fungi; Ascomycota; Dothideomycetes; Botryosphaeriales; Aplosporellaceae.
AUGCCGUCAUUCAAAUGGAGAUACGUCCCAAAUUACAGGAAGCUAAGGAACAAGCUAUCGAAUUCCGGCAAUCGGAUCAUACGAAACUUCAACGACGCGGAACUCGGGCUGCGCGCACGACUGGCUAUGACGAGGUGGAUUUGCUGCUUGUGCGGGUAUCAGCAGGCCUUUCUCCACGAGGCGAGGGCGUGGCAUCACCAGUGGGUAGAGUGCCGGGCGUGCACGCACACGGCGUGUCAAGAAUGCGACGUCAGCUGCGACGAUGACAGCGACGAGAUGCAGAAGAUCUUUCACGACAAGGCACAGGCGUGUGCCAAUCUCAAUAACGGCGGCCAGGAGACGUUCUGCUACAUUUGCCGGUGCGGCGAUCCGAUUAUCGUGGCAGGCGAGUCGCGCCGCCGGGUAACGCUCCGGCGGGGAGCAAAGACAAUGGAUCUCGCACAGGCGUCGCUGGUAGAUUUUGCUCGGGGUCGAUGCGCACAAUGCAGGCGGCGAUACGAUUCGACGUGUCUCAAAUUGGUGGCGCGAGCGAGGGCGUCGGCGGCGGGUGGCGACGCGGACGAGGCGCGGGCCGCAGGAUGCAGCAGUAGUGGAAGGAGCGACGACGACUCAGCAGCAGCAGCAGCAUCAUCAUCAUCAUCAGAGAAGGAGGGGCAGGAGGCGAUAAACUCUCGGCAAUCAGCAGCGUUCCCGUCGCUCUCGACAUCAUCAUCGUCCGUAGGGCCAGGAGUAAGGCAAUCUCAAACCUGUCCGUCGGGUCAGACCUGUGUCUCGGGACGACCGCGACAGCCAGUAGAAAGGCACAGCCCCACCCCCUUUUCGGCGAUCAGGACAAGCUCAAGCCCAGAGUCAGCCCCGACGCCUGAGUCUCAUCAAAAAUGUCAACAGCCGACGGAUCCCUACUCUCCCAGGCCCGGCGCUGAGGAGACUUUUCUGCAGCCUAGCCCCAGUGUUGCGCUGAGUCCUCUUCUGGACGACAACCUUCGUGCUCUCCUUGGUCCGCUGCUCAACUCGCCGGAAGACGAACACCGCCUCUCUCAGCUCCUGCAGUCAUCACCCGAAAAUACAACUCAUCAUCCACACGACCUGCCUAAUCCGCCAGGCUCCGCUUCUGACGAGCUCCACGACGAGCGACGUGUCCAACUCACGAUCGACCCGCUGCCUACGUGUAAAAACCCUUCAUUAGGAGCCCUCGAGCACCAUCAGCAGCAUCAGCGGCACCUCGACCUCGACUACUACAGUCCCUACUACGACUUUCAUCACCACCGCCAACACCACUUCAUCCAAAAUGGCUAUGAGAGCAGGCCGUAUGCUGCGAUCUCGCGCCCGCAACAAGAGCAUCUCUCUGGUAACCCAGCCUCCUCGCCGGACGCCAUCAGCAGCAGCCAGAGGGCUGACUUGAGCUUGGAACAGGUCUCGUCUUCGCAGCAGCGCCGCACCAGCGUCGCAUCGACGUGCACAACGCCCGCCGUCGACGCGCCCUUUACGUCCGACGACGUCGACAAGCUGCUCGAGCAGACAUACUUCGCCGCGCCCUCGCCAAAGGCCAACAAGCAGCACCAGCGCCGCAACUCGGUCAAGGUCGACAUGGGCCGCCGUAAGAUCGAGUGGCAGCCUGGCUGGUCCUUCCAGGACUACCUGGCUGAGAUGCGACGGCCCGUCAAGGGCAACCUGUGGCGGCAGUACGGCAAGCGCUGUUGA